GCCUGCGUUACUGUUUGCGACACCAUUGAUUACUUACGUUGACGUCAUUCCUUGUGUCACUGGCGCGAACACGAGGCCGGAUAACUCGCGAUCUCGUUUUCGUUUGUGGAUUUCCUUGGUCCGCCUGCCGGCAGGCCAUCGGUUGCCAACCUCGCAUCGAUUCGGACUAGGACUGUGGGAAUUUGCGCAUGCUGUUGAUAUAGCCGGCAAAGGCUGUAGAGGAGAAAUUGGUCGAGUGGAAUGCCGGCACCUGAUCCGGAUUCUUUACCUCACCGGGGCUUUUUUAAAUGAAUCAAUAUCAAAAUGGGAGGAGUACCGGCCAACCGUCCGGUAUGGGGGUUACCGUUAGGAGGACGAGGGAACAAGCCGAUACCAGUGCAACUAGAGGAAUCACGACACCUUCCCCUGAGCCUCCGUCAAUAAGCCGGCGGCUUCAGGCGCCACCGGGGCUUCAGUCGAGGGACGGACAGAUCGGAAUGGCCAUAUCAAGACCGACACCAUUGGCCCAGUGGCCGCUUAGUGGACCUCUCGCGACGCCGACAUCAACAGACUCGGAGCCGUACCGGCCCCCUCCGGGAAGAUCUCAGCCGCCUCAACGCCCACCGCGACCCAGUAGGGUACCGUCGAUCCUCGACGCGUCUCGCAUCCAAGAGCACACACCGGUCUUUCAGUAUGCAUCCCAGGACAGCAGGGCGUCCGAGUUAUCGGCACCGGAAACUGUGCAAAGUAUGUCUUCGCGGCAAUCAACUAACUCUUCAGUCGGCUCGAUCCCGGACUUUCCAAUGCCGGUCGGUACCUCAUUGCCGCAAUCUAGGAGAAGCGUCACGCUGGGACCGCCUCCGUCCGCGAGGAGGGGAGCUUCGUCCUUUUAUUCAACCGCGUCGUUCGUCUCGCCGAUACCCGAAGAGAGUCCAAGAGCCCGGUCGCACACUUCUUACGCAUCUAGCGCCGCGAUACCCGAAAGUUUCGGAAGCCUGUCGCCGGGGUUCAGUAUAGGUGCAGCCGACGGCGACGACGCGAUAGCAGAGGAAUCCGUCAGCAGCGACGACGCGGACGAGCGAAGCUUAGUUCGGAGCGCUAGUAUUGGGAAGAGGGGGAAGCCGUCUCUGGUAACUACGGGGAGUUUCGAGAAGAGGAAUUCGACAUUAAGACCGGAACCAAAACCUGUCCAAAGCGGCCCUUUUCAAGGGGGUACCGGUUAUCUCGAUGCUUCUUCGAGUUCAUCAGAAAACGCCUCGAGAGAAGUCGUCGGGAACGCGCUGACGGCGGAUAGAAUGUUGAAUGCGUUUCAGGGAGCGAGUGCUACGGACCCCUCGUCGUUACGUGCGCCCGCUGUUUCGCCCUCACCAGUGCCGUCACCUAGACCGGCUAGGUUCUCCGCCAUUCGACGACCUCCACGCCUGGAUAUGGACGCAGUAAGAGCGGCUGAAGCGAGGGGCAGUUUGACAAGUUUACCGGAUUUGAUAAGGCGGGCAACUCGUCUGGCAGCGAUGAUGGAUAGAGGACGCAGGCCAGCGAGCCAUUUCGACGAUCUCGACUUCCCAGAAUACUACAGCAGGGAUCCUGAGAAGGACCCCCCUUAUGACCGCAGACAUCAGUCCGGGCUGUCCGAUAUGCUAGCGGCGUUUCCGCCCCCGGCGAGCCGAAGCGGGAACGGGGUACGGCAGAGUACACUCUCCUGGCCGCUUGUGCGCAGGUCCUUCCGUGCGCCUCCGGUGCCGACAAACGGCUCCGUCGACUCGGAGCAGCAACAAGAAAAGAAAGGUCGGCGCUGUUGCGGAUUGUCCAUAUGUACCGUCAUCGUAUUGCUCAUCAUCCUGCUAUGUAUCAUAGCUGCCGCCGUCGUGGUCCCCGUGAAAUUCCUCGUCAUCGAUAAACAAGCCGAGAGGAACACACCCCAGCCGGCUAUAGCGGACUGCAAGGCCCAACUGGAGUGUGCCAAUGGCGGCACAAACGUGGUGCUCCAAGGAAUCUGUUCAUGCAUAUGUUCCAACGGAUUCACGGGUGUCGAAUGUACAAUUCCUACUUCGCAAGGUUGUACAACGACGUCGAUUAGCACGGCGGAUUCUAGCUUCGACAACGUUACCAUCGGCCAGGCAAUACCCCGUCUCAUAAAAGACGCCGAGGCCAACUUCUCAAUUCCUCUCGUAGCCACGGUGAUACAGGCAAAAUUCAAUAGGGAAAAUCUUUCAUGCGUCACAGAGAACGCGCUAGUUACUUUUGGCGGACAGUCCCUCAGAACGCAGGACGCUUUUGCUGAGGUUUUCGAGUCAAGUUCCGACUCGGAUCUUGCCCAAGCCGCUAUAGCGGCAGCCGCCAUUCCGAUCACCCUUACGGUCCGUCCGGAUCUUGAGGUCACUUUCACAAUCGAGCCCCCAAAGGUUACUGGUGGGAUUUCGGCGAGUUUUAUCAUCACCACCCUGACAUCUCCGACUACGAUUUCUGGCUCUACGAUAUUUGCCACGACCUUGACAUCUGUUCACUCUAAACACACGUCCGCCACCCCCUACCCGACAUCUCCCCCAGCACCGCCGACUUCAACAACCACUACCACUACUGCGAGCCGCGCGAGCAGCACCAGCACGGAGACGCCGCAACCAACGGACACCUUCGUGGUGACCGAGGAAGUGGCCGACUUUGCUCGUGUAGCCGUCUUGUAUAUAUUCCAAGAAAAGACACUAAUCGAUGCCUCGGCGGCCCAGACAUCGAUCGAGGGCUUCUUCAGCGACGUGAACUCGAGGCGGAAUUCAAGUUCCGGAAUGGCAAUGGAGAGAGCAACGAAUCUUACCCUCGGCGGAGGAAAUACAAUCGAUCUUGUAAAUCUAUUCGUGGACCUGGGCACCGGUCAGAAGGUUGGUGGCGGUCGGCCGGGUUGAAUAAUUUCGGUCAACCGCCACUCGAGAUAUUUGCGUUUCAAAAAUCGACCUACCCUCAACAAGAUGACCAGUCAUCAACCAACCCUUUGCGGUACGAGAAAAUGAGCAAGCGAGCUUGCACGCACCCAAUACGGACCACCGCGGACUUCACGAACACUAGAGGGGUAGCUCCCUGAGCACUUGGGGAAUGAAGGACGGAGAUUCCAUCAUAUUUGUACAAAAUGCCUUGUAUUUCUGUCGAUUUGCACGCAUGAGCACUGCCGAAGAAGACCAGUAGUAGCAUGUUAUAGGGAUGACAUUUUAGCGUCGGCGUAGGUAAACGGAGUGGAGUGAGGUGAAGGGGGGGGGGGGGGGGGGGGACUUGGGU
This is a messenger RNA of Durotheca rogersii, 3243 nucleotides long. RefSeq lists its product as uncharacterized. The record is from RefSeq and is a predicted model, not a curated record. Bases 288 to 2876 code for a protein of 862 amino acids. Lineage: Eukaryota; Fungi; Ascomycota; Sordariomycetes; Xylariales; Xylariaceae. The transcript is spliced from 2 exons.